Messenger RNA from Dermacentor andersoni, 1626 nucleotides. RefSeq names its product progranulin-like. The record is from RefSeq and is a predicted model, not a curated record. Gene Ontology annotation, cellular component: extracellular region. NCBI's taxonomy places the organism in Eukaryota, Metazoa, Arthropoda, Arachnida, Ixodida, Ixodidae.
AAGCAUUAGUAAGAGGCGAUUGGAGGAUUGGUGGAAGAAAAGUAGGGAAACGACAAAAGACGGAGACGUACAAAGGCACAGUUCGCACAAGGGGAUCAGAAAAUUUGGGUGUGGUAGUUCAUAGUGCUUUUUUUUUCUUUUUUUAUUGUUUACCGUAGGUAGCACAUUAAGCAGUAUAAUAGCAAGGGCUUGGCGGCGCAACCCACUGCCCCGUUCCAAAGGGGACGCUCAUAACAUUCAUCCAUCCAUCCAUCAUGCGCCACUAUAGCGCGCCAAGAGACUGCACAACUGGGCAAGUGGCGCCCUCCAUCGGGAAUUCUUCAAACUGUUGGCGUGGCUCAAAAACGGGGCGCAACCACUGGUUAUGGUUCAACCAUAGGAUUUUCGUAGACACUGCCUUACACGUUGUGCUCGUUAGCUUUGAUAGAAUGCCUCCGACGUUAUCUUUGUCUAGGCAAACAUGCUGUGUUGCCGGGUGUACCAACAGCUAUGCAAACACGGCGAGUUCUGGUGAAACCAUUCAGUUUUACCGCUUCCCGAUGCGGCCUUUCUACCUUGAACGACGCAAUGUUUGGAUAUCUGCCGUCCGCAAGACCAGGGGUGAUGACUGGGAGCCAAAUCAUAACUCGCGUAUUUGCAGUCGUCAUUUUGUUGGAGAUCGAAAGUCGGACAACCCCAGAAACCCGAACUACAAUCCAUCAGUCUUUCCACAGCCACAGAAACAAAGGUCUCCCUGCCGCAAGCCAUCACUUGUUUCACAGCCACAAUUGCAAAGGAAAAGGACACGGGCACCUGCAUCCCAAGGGCGCCGCAGGCCAUGGCACGUGCUGUAAGCUACGCGGCCAAAAGUACACAUGCUGCCCUCUUCCCAACGCCGUCUGCUGUCCGGACCGGGAACACUGCUGUCCGUCGGGUUACACGUGCGACAACGAAACCGAUGCGUGCACUCCGCCCCGAACGGAAGUGGCUCACGCGACGUUCCUGUCGCAGGCGCUUGGCAACGUCCACCUCGAACCGAGGUACCACUACGUCGACUGCGGUCUGACGGGCGAAACGGUCUGUCCCGCCGGCCACACGUGCUGCACGAUGACGCUGGGCAACGUCACCAACCACAGCUGCUGUCCGUCCCGGGACGCCGUGUGCUGCGCUGACGGAGAACACUGCUGUCCCAAAGGAAGAACGUGCGAUCUCGCAGCUGGACGGUGCACCCACAACGAGGUCUACGCGCCGGAAACCAGAACGCUCAGGCUGACUCCCGCGAGGCAGUACGGAAAGAAGCGAACGAGUGCGCCACGCCAAGUGACUGUAGUGCCGUGUAGCGACGGCAAGUCUCAUUGCCCCGACGGCUACACGUGUUGCGUGGCGCCUAGCGGAUCGUACAGCUGCUGCCCGCUGAAGGACGCCGUUUGCUGCGACGACAACGUGCACUGCUGCCCGCACGGCACCGUGUGCAACCCAGACCGCGGUGCCUGCCACAAGGAAGGGCUUUCGCACGUGCCUUGGAGUACCAAGGUACCCGCCGCCCAAUUUUCGUGAAGCAUUCGCCGAGAAACACCAAGCCUUCGCAUUUGAGAAAUCCUUUACAUAGCGGCAAUCCGAAUUAUAAAAUUGAGUAUAUUUCCAUGA